Knipowitschia caucasica is the source of this 4752-nucleotide messenger RNA. The record is from the annotation of a GenBank genome assembly. Lineage: Eukaryota; Metazoa; Chordata; Actinopteri; Gobiiformes; Gobiidae.
AUGCCAAAUAGAGCUGAAGACAUAAGCCUCUGUCUCAAUCAUCACCAUGGACCCGAUUGCCCUGUGAUCACCCUGGAUUGCCCUGUGAUCACCCUGGACCUUAAUGCCUGGCCCCUGGACUGCCCUGGGAUCACUCUGGACUGCCCUGGGAUCACCCUGGACUGCCCUGGGAUCACCCUAGACUGCCCUGGGAUCACCCUGGACUGCCCUGGGAUCACCCUGGACUGCCCUGGGAUCACCCUGGACUGCCCUGGGAUCACUCUGGACUGCCCUGGGAUCACCCUGGACAGCCCUGGGAUCACCCUGGACUGCCCUGGGAUCACCCUGGACUGCCCUGUGAUCACCCUGGACUGCCCUGGGAUCACCCUGGACUGCCCUGGGAUCACCCUGGACUGCCCUGGGAUCACCCUGGACUGCCCUGGGAUCACUCUGGACAGCCCUGGGAUCACCCUGGACAGCCCUGGGAUCACCCUGGACUGCCCUGGGAUCACUCUGGACUGCCCUGGGAUCACCCUGGACAGCCCUGGGAUCACCCUGGACAGCCCUGGGAUCACCCUGGACAGCCCUGGGAUCACCCUGGACUGCCCUGGGAUCACUCUGGACUGCCCUGGGAUCACCCUGGACAGCCCUGGGAUCACCCUGGACAGCCCUGGGAUCACCCUGGACAGCCCUGGGAUCACCCUGGACUGCCCUGUGAUCACCCUGGACUGCCCUGGGAUCACCCUGGACAGCCCUGGGAUCACCCUGGACUGCCCUGGGAUCACCCUGGACAGCCCUGGGAUCACCCUGGACUGCCCUGUGAUCACCCUGGACUGCCCUGGGAUCACCCUGGACUGCCCUGUGAUCACCCUGGACUGCCCUGGGAUCACCCUGGACAAUGUUGCGUUUUUUAUCGUGGUUAAAACAUCCUUCUCCCCACUGUCCUCUCUCUCCCCCACUGUCUUCUCCGUCCUCUCUCUGUCCCUCCCCCACUGUCCUCUCUCUCCCCCACUGUCCUCUGUGUCCUCUCUGCCCCCCUCUGUCCCCACUAUCCCCUCUGUCUCCCUCUGUCCCCACUGUCCUCUCUGUCCCCACUGUCCCCUCUGUCCCCACUGUCCUGCCCCCCUCUGUCCCCACUGUCCCCUCUGUCCCCACUGUCCCCUCCGUCCCCCUCUGUCCCCUCUGUCCCCCACUGUCCUGUGUCCUCUCUGUCCCCACUGUCCCCUCUGUCCCCACUGUCCUCUCUGCCCCCCUCUGUCCCCACUGUCCCCUCUGUCCCCUCCGUCCCCCUCUGUCCCCCACUGUCCUGUGUCCUCUCUGUCCCCACUAUCCCCUCUGUCCCCCUCUGUCCCCACUGUCCUCUCUGUCCCCACUGUCCUCUCUGCCCCCCUCUGUCCCCUCUGUCCCCACUGUCCCCUCCGUCCCCCUCUGUCCCCUCUGUCCCCCUCUGUCCCCCUGUCCCACUGUCCCCCUCUGUCCCCUCUGUCCCCACUGUCCCCUCCGUCCCCCACUGUCCCCACUGUCCCCUCCGUCCCCCUCUGUCCCCACUGUCCUCUCUGUCCCCACUGUCCUCUCUGCCCCCUCUGUCCCCACUGUCCCCUCCGUCCCCCUCUGUCCCCACUGUCCCCCUCUGUCCCCUCUGUCCCCACUGUCCCCUCUGUCCCCUCUGUCCCCACUGUCCCCUCCGUCCCCCUCUGUCCCCCUGUCCCCUCCGUCCCCCUCUGUCCCCACUGUCCCCUCCGUCCCCCUCUGUCCCCACUGUCCCCUCCGUCCCCCUCUGUCCCCCUCUGUCCCCACUGUCCCCCUCUGUCCCCUCUGUCCCCACUGUCCCCUCCGUCCCCCUCUGUCCCCACUGUCCCCUCCGUCCCCCUCUGUCCCCGCUGUCCUCUGGUGUCUCUGAAAUCUGCCAUAAACACUGACUAUAACUCAGUUGACUCUGAGGAUUAUCUCGUCUCCAUGGCGAUGGCGCCAGAGCGGCAGUACUUCAUGGUGACCUCCUCUGAGUACAGCUACAGCACGCUUAAACCAGGACGCAUCUGUCACUGCCCCGCCUACAGGUGGCGCUCUUUGGGCUCUAGAUGGACCCUCGGUGUGGAGCCUGUAGGUACACACAACUCUCUGGAAUACCCAGUGGAAGUGAAGAAACUGCUGGUGCUGAGCAAAGAGCAGGCGGAGCUGCUGCUGUUUGUGCCUGAGGAGGAGAGGCAGACCCUGGCCCAGGGUCUGGCCCAGGGUCUGGGUCAGGGUCUGGGUCAGGGUCUGUGUAUGGGUCUGGUCCAGGAUCUGCAGUCCGCCCUGACCCUGGGUGUGGAUCAGGAUGUUUAUGUCCAGCACCACAGCAGAGUUCUCAGAGGAGUGAUCCGCUACACCGGCCCUGUGCCUGCUCCUGCUAAACCUGCAGAGCUGCAGCCGCGAGUCUUUGGGGUCGAGCUGAUGGGUUAUGACCGCGGCAAAGGCGACAGCGACGGAUCCUACGAACACCAACAUUUCUUCUACUGCGAGAAAAACUGUGGCAUCUUUGUUCCGUUUAACAAGAUCACAGCUGUGGAACCCCAACGAGGUUCUGCCAAGAGAUCAGAGACCAGAGCAGAGACUCGACCAGAGGCGACACGUGAAACCAAACCAGAGACAAAACUACAGACUGAAUCCCAGAAGAGCUUCGCAGAAGCCGUCAAAAGCAAGAAGCCUUGGAUCCGCAAACCUGGGAUCAGAGCUGGGCUCAGGUCUGGCACCAAGUCUGGACCAGUGGACCUCCAACCAGGAGACUGGGUGCAGUUCUCUGUGGAGGGUCGGCCAGUAGAGGGCACUGUGGUGCAGGUGGAGGAGCGGGUAGUGCAUGUCCAUCAUGGUGGUCAUGGGAGCCCCAUCAUGAUGUCUCUGAAGAGCGUUGUGAAGCUGCCGUCUGUCUCAGACUCAGACAGUGCACAUGGCCCUGAUGAGCCCAAAACUGACGCCAAGGAUAUGAUCCAUGUGAAGUCCAGGUUUAGACCUCCGCAAAGCAGGUCUCCAGAGAAGCUUGGACCUGGUCUGGAGACUGGAGCAGAGACCAGACCAGACUUUGACCCGAGCUCCACACUGCAGGCGGGAGAUCCGGUCGUGUUCAUCAAUGACAGCGAUCAGACAGUAGAGGGCGCUGUGGUGUUUGUGGAGCCCAGUAGUAUUGGGACCAUGGUCUACAUCUCGGGCGCCUCUACAACCGUCAAAGUUCCUCUGCAGAGUGUGGCCAAACUGGACAGAGUGGAUCCAGGAGCAGAUCUGAGCUCAGAAGACAUAUACGUGGAUCCGGACUCCACUGCGCCCCCUGCAGACCCCACUCAGCCCAGCUCUCUCGGUCUGGACUCGGCGGUGCAGAUCACUCUUGGAAAAGGAAACGCCUUCGGGACGGUUCGGUGGAUCGGGACUGUGCCUGCAGUUCAGCACACGAUGGCUGGACUGGAACUGGAUGAGCCCAUUGGAGUCGGCGAUGGAACUUUCCAAGAUAUUCGCUAUUUCCGCUGUCCAGACAAACAUGCACUGUUUGUGAAGCUGUCAUCGUGCCACCCGGACUCACGCUUCUCACAAGCCAAUCACAGCCCUCGAAUUGGUGGGGACCCAUCCAAUCACAGUGCUCCUCUGAAGAAAGCUCAAGCCAAUCACAGCACGGAUGAUAAAGAGCCGGCGCCUCCUUUGGGGGCGGAGCAGGUGGAGCGCCUCCUGGUGGGCAGAAUGAGAGGGAUCCAGGGACACCACAACUCCUGCUACAUGGACAGCGCCCUCUUCAGUUUGUUCUGUUGUUCGUCAGUUCUCGAUUCACUUCUGUUUAAAUCGACUUCAACUCAAGACGAAGAAAUUCAAAGCAUCCUCCUGAAGGACAUCGUCAACCCACUCAGAAGAGAAGGUUUUGUGGAGGGAAGUCACGUGAUGAAACUGAGGAGGCAACUUCAGAGACACGGCUUCAGUCAGAGCUUCACGACCGACGAGAAAGACCCAGAGGAGUUCCUGACCGUCCUCAUGCAGCACAUCCUGAACCUGGACCCACUGCUCAAACUGAGUUCCGAAGGAAAGGUCCAGGAUUCUUUCUGUUAUCAGAUCUUCUUGGACCAGGACCACGGUCUGGUUUUACCCUCAGUCCAACAGCUGCUGGAAAAGUCCUUCUACAGCAGCGGACUUAAGCUGGACCAGGUCCCCUCGUGCCUAAUUUUACAAAUGCCUCGUUUUGGAAAAAAGUUCAAAAUGUUUGAGAAAAUCAUUCCAUCUCUGGAACUGGACGUGACUGACCUGCUGCAAGAAGGUCUGAAGGAGUGUGUUCUCUGUGGAGGCGGAGCCUCAGUCGAAUGCUCUGAAUGUUUUAGCGACAAAACAUUCGGUUCCGAAGGAUUCAAGUUUUUCUGUGACCUCUGCAGCAAACAGGUCCACGCCCACCCCCGUCGCCUUGAACACCGCCCCGUGCCCUUGGCCCCUCCCCCAGCACAUUACCGCCGUGGGCACCGGGAGCGGCUCCACCUGCUGGCCGUUCUGUGCAUCGAGACGAGUCACUACGUCUCGUUUGUCAAAUAUGGAGCUGCGCCCACGCAAUGGCUGUUCCACGACAGUAUGGCGGAUCGCUAUGGGGAAGAGGAUGGGUUCAACGUGCCUCUCGUGUCAUUGGCUCCGGAGCUCGGCCAAUACUUGAACAUGUCUGUGAGUGAGCUGUCCAAUCAGAUGCCUCGAGACAUGAGGGGCGUGGCCAAGAGGCUGCUGUGUGACGCCUACCUGUACGUGUACCAGAACCCCGCCCUCCAGCUGCAUGUGUGA